GGCAAAAACCGAAACAAUCAGAAUAGCAGGGAGAGAGAGAAUUUCUGCUCCAAAAGCUGAUUCAGAUACAUGUAUUCUUCUCAGCCGAGUUAUAGCACCAUCACACAGUAGGCCUAAAACAAUGAGGAUUAUUAUGUAGCAUUGUAAUCAAGGAUUUGAGAGGUUGCAGUUUCGUGUGAUGAGCAGAAGUAAUCUGAUAGACAGUAACAUGCAUUGAUCACCAAAACCCAGAUAUUAAGAAGUGAUAGCCAUUGAAGUAGGAUCUGGCCUGUACCAUGGCCAAGGCAGGGGUGCGGAUUAGAGAUUAUGGAGGGGUUCAGGUUAAUCCUGAACCCAUUGUUAUCGAGGAACCUCAAGAUACAUUCCUAGAGGACUACAUAUCACCAACAAAACUGCGGGCUUUGACCGGAAUAGAGGAUCUUGAAGAUGUGAAAUUCCUGGAGAUGAGGGUGGACACCUCGGAAACAAGUCUUGGUAACUUUGGUGCAAUGUUACCUAAUCUGAAGCAACUAAAACUCAACGACAGUCUGAUAGCAUCGGUGAGAGAUUUGGGUACUGCUCUGGAUAAUCUGGCUGUUCUCUGGAUGUCUAGAUGCUGCCUGUGUGAUUUAGAUGGUCUUAGCUCUAUGUCCUCACUGAAGGAGUUAUAUCUUGCCUAUAAUGAUGUAUCAGACAUCAGUCCGUGCAGUAUGCUAGAAAACCUGCAGCUAUUAGACCUAGAAGGGAACAAUGUAGAUGAUAUAGCCCAGGUAGAGUUUCUAGGACUCUGUAGUAAACUCCAAGCACUCUCAUUGGAGGGCAAUCCAGUGUGUUUAGCACCAAACAAAGAUUAUAACAAGGAUGAGAGCGGGCCAUUUAACUAUCGUCUCUCCGUCUGGAAAGCUGUCCCUCAGCUCAAACUCCUAGACGAUGAGGUCCUAGACACAGCUUCAACGUCGAUGUCAACGUCGAACCUCCAACCCAAGGCUCUGAAUUUGAGCACUGAUUGGUUGUUAGUGAAUGGUUCCAUCAAAGACGGGCUAGGAUCGGUUGAUAGCUUGGGUUCAGAUGGUGGUGGGGGGUCACGACCCAAGACGGCAGCAAGGCCAGGGUCGGCAGCAGGUAGACGACCCGGGUCAGGCUCUGGACGACGACCUGGGUCAAGUAUGGGUCAUCGACCCAUGACCUCAGCGGGUGGACGACCUACUACUUCUGCUGAAAGACCCGAUACUGGAGGUUCAGACAUUGUUGCAGAUGGAGAUGAUACAAGCGAUCUGACGCAUGGCAGCGGAGGAGUCCUCUGUGGUAACCCGGUUAAAGCCUUGAGAAACAGGAGGAAAAAUGUGAAGAACCCAUUGGCCCAACAGACCACAACAAUGUUCAUGUUAUUACAACACAAACCAGAACAUACAUUUGAUGCAUUAGAUGAUGAUGACGACGACGACGGCCGAUCAAAGGAAGACAUCUUCGCCGAGCUUAGAACAUGGAAAGCAGCGCAUGAAAAGAAAGUGAAGCUACGCCUACAAGACCUCGAGCCUCAGGUCAUGAAGAUCACGCACAGCGAUGAGGAAGAGACAAACAACAACAUUCCAGGAACAUCAAGUAGCCAUGGCAACCAAGACGACGACGAUGAUUUAGACGAGGAGGAGGAUGUCGGUGUGUACAUUCCACCGACGCCCACAGAGUCGCCAACCGAAGAGAGGAUGCCGACACCUCCCAAAGGUCCGAGGUCGCCCAUCAGAGCUCCCGUCAGACCAAAGACAUCUAUUGGAGACUACAGAGUGCGUCGCUUCCGUCAGCGUUCCGUCGAGGAGGGCGACUCAUCCGACGCUCCUAGACUAUCUCAGGAAUCCCGUUCCUCUUCUCUGGAUGACUCGGGUCACAUCAGUCCAGGAACUUUCCUUGGAUCCUUCCCGUCCUCCCCGGUCUUGGGACGUAUAGAGGAUAGGCCUUACUCUGGUCCAGCCGUCGGGAUCAGGACUAUACCGGAGGCCAAACACGUUGACAAGAACGCUCCAAAGUCCAUCGACCCUCAUCAGCCAAUCAUCCGCUCCUCUGUGAACACGCCGCCGCAAAGGCUCAUGGGAAUGAUAUCAAGACCCGUCACGGCCAGGGCCGCACUCCAGCGACAGGCCCUGCCUAACAGGACUAAGAACAAUCCAUAUACUAGUAUGUGAUCGAUGUAGAUAUUCUUGGACUAGUUUGUGAUCUACUGUACAGAUGGAUUAGUUUGAGCUGAUUGUAAAACACCUAGUCCUACAGUUCUAGAAGAGUUUAUGAGAGCAAGGCUUCUACCACUGACAUGCACAUACAUGUAGCUUGGUGCAUCAAGAUUGCUGAUGCCUUCUGUAAUAGAAUUUGAUUGUGACCUAUCUAGAGAGCUAGAAGGGCUUACUGUAUCUAGGAAAAUAAUUUAGGCCCAUAUUCUAGCACCGACUUGAUAGUGCAUAGCAGGACCAGGACUACAUACUGGACGAGCACUUCCCAGCAGAGAAACUGUUAUCGUCUAUACAGCUAUGGGAUCUCCUGCUAGACUAGAUUUGCUGGUCUUGAUAACAGGAUAGCCCCUCAACCUUGUACUGUCGUGAGAGUGGAUAUCAAGACUAGGACUACUAAGAAGGAUCAAUCACUUCCCAGCAAAGAUACUGUUAUCUUCUAGACAAGCAUGGAAUCUCCUAUACAAGGGUGGGAUCUUCAAGACUUAAUUUGCUGGCCUUUGAUGAUGGAGUAGCCCCUUAACCUAGCACCAUCUUGGGAGUGAAGAGCAAGACCAGGCAGGAGUAAAUAGGAUACAUCACCUUCAACCUAGCACUGAAUCGAGAGUGAAUAGCAAGAUUAGGACUACUUACAUGAAGAAAGAUCAAUCACUUCCCAGCAAAUAUACUGUUAUCUUCUAAUCAGUAUGAGAUCUUCUAUUCAAGGGUGGGAUCGGCAAGACUUAAUUUGCUGGCCUUUGGUGACAGAGUAGCCCCUCAACCUAGCACCAUCUUCUGAGUGAAUAACAAGACUGAGACUACAUGUACUUAGAAGGAUAAAUCACUCCCCACCAGACACUCUGUUUUAUUCUUUACAAGUAUAGAUUCUCCUACACUAGGACGCGAUCUAGACUAGAUUUGCUGGCCUUUGUAAACCUCUCAACCUUGCGCCAUCAUGAGAGUGAAUAACAAGACUAGGAAUGCAUAAAAGGAUCACCGGAGAUACUGUUAUCUUCUUUCAAGUACAUGUAUGGAUCUUCUAGACUAAUGGCCUAGAGCGAUAUGAUGAGCUACGCUAGUGAUGUUUAGUGGAGCUCAUCAUCCUAGCGCAGGUUUGAUAGUGAAUAGCAAGGCUUGGACCAAGAACAAGUUGGGACAGUAUCACUUCAGAGCAGGACCACUGAUAUCUUGUACAAUAUGUAUGUGGUCUUCUAGUCCACAUGCAGAUGGGCUGGGUCUAUGAUAAUAGUGUAGCCUAUCGCCCUUGUGCAGACUUGAUUGUGAGUCACGAAAUUUGGACUACUUGCGGCCGCACUGUGGUUCAUGAGCUCUAGGGGAGGUGCGAUAGCCCGGUCUGUAGAGCGGGGGUUUGUAUUCAGGUGACCCGGAUUUGACUCCCAAUUGGUGUGCUAGUGCCCUUUGGUGUAAGGCAUUUAAAUCCUCAUUGUCAGGUCUCUCGAAGAGGAACUUAAGCCGUCGGUCCUCUGGUUGCGUGCGUACAAGUAUUUAUUUAACAAGAUGGUAGUGAUACAUGUAUGGGCCUUGCAUUUAGUUUAAUGAUGAAAUAAUGGCAUAUGCUAAAUUACAAUGGCUCAUUUCCGAAAUCCAUUGUAAUAUCCAUUUUUGGUAAUGAAUUAACGGGGGGGGGGGGGGGGGG
Messenger RNA from Lytechinus variegatus (green sea urchin), 3831 nucleotides. RefSeq names its product leucine-rich repeat-containing protein 56-like. The transcript is spliced from 14 exons. NCBI's taxonomy places the organism in Eukaryota, Metazoa, Echinodermata, Echinoidea, Temnopleuroida, Toxopneustidae. Bases 276 to 2156 code for a protein of 626 amino acids. The record is from RefSeq and is a predicted model, not a curated record. Gene Ontology annotation, molecular function: protein binding.